This is a messenger RNA of Dendronephthya gigantea, 2194 nucleotides long. RefSeq lists its product as uncharacterized. NCBI's taxonomy places the organism in Eukaryota, Metazoa, Cnidaria, Anthozoa, Malacalcyonacea, Nephtheidae. The transcript has 14 exons. Bases 197 to 1267 code for a protein of 356 amino acids. The record is from RefSeq and is a predicted model, not a curated record.
UGUCCCCAAGGAAUUCUUAAAUAUGUUUCGUAUUUGCAUUUAGGGGAAAAAUUCUCAUUUACGCGUUUGUGAAAGGUUACAGUUUCAACGUCUUUUAAUUAAAUUCAGUUUCUUUGAAAGAUAAAAUAAUAAGAUUUAUAUAUUAAUUUGUAUGUUGCAUUGCAAUUCUGUCAAGAUGUAAUACAAUUUCAUCUUUAUGGUUAUGGUAUUUCAUUUGAACAAAAUGAAAAAUAAUUCAGCACCUGAAAAUAUUGCUUACACUGGUUGCUUUGGGGACUACAAUGUUACCUCAUGCGUCAGGGACUCUGUGCUAAGCAGUUUUGCUAUAAUCACUGCAUUUAUUUGUGCUAUCAAGCUACACCAUUUGAUUAGGAAUCAACAUUCAUUGCCUAACCAGUACAUUAUAUUUAUCUUUGGAUUGGUUGAGUCAAUUCUUUGCGCCAUUAACUGGAUCUACCUUUGGGAAUAUCCAGUCGUAUAUGUCAUUGAGUUUCUUAAAAUCAUUCAGUGUGUGGUGGUAUGCAGAUUUUACUGUGCACUUGCCGCUCAAAUAUACAGAAUGGACAAUCUAGCCAAGCGCUUUGUCCCUCUGUUUGCUGCAGCAUUUCUUCUUGUUGUGUUUGGAAUAUGCGUGAGUGGCUGGGCAACACGAAAAAAUAACCAUGUCGACUGUAUAGCUGUCCAAUGGAUUCUCUUGUCCUUUGCUGAAUUGGUGAAUGCCCAAUUCUUCCUGGUCGCCGGUAUCUUUGUUACAAAGAAAUUAAACGAUGUUAGGACAUUGGAAGAUAUGAGGAAUUCCAAGAAACGCGAGCUAUGGGGGAGUAUCGUCGUAUUUGAAAUAUCGGCGAUAGCAAGUAUCAUCCAUGAUGCCAUAUUUAAAGCUCUUGGACCCGAUAAUGGAUGUCAUGGAAUUCUUUCGACAUCUGCCUCAGGAUACACAGCCGUUUAUAUUGCAUUUAAGGUGACCCGAUGGCUUUUGCCAAUAUGGGGAAUGGCAGCAUUAUUUGCGAUCGAGGAUAACAGUGUUUCCCACGAAUCGCUCGCGUUUCUAGCCGCGAGGACUCCCUCGGGUUUCAGGCCACGUUUCUACCCUUCUGAAGAGCAGAACGCUUUCGACCAAUCAGGAGAGAGCACCGCAAACGAUGGCCAAUCAAAGCGCCUUCUGCUCCCGCCAUUUCUUAGAACUGCUAGAAAAUAUGGUUCGAUUAACCGACCUGCGACACCCGUUGUAAAUUCUGGACAAUUUGACGAGAACCCUGCAUCGUAAUUGGUCGAUGAUCAAGAUCUACGAUGGUAUCUCUCAAAGUUCACGAAAGAUUGUAUAAACUGUGUAUCAUGAUAUUAUUUAUAAGGAAAAUCUCACAUUGGCCAUGCUAAAAGCCGUUCAAACGGAGCUUAACCCUUCAACACUUUUAGUUUUAAAAAUAUAUAUGCAUGGUGACUAUGCGUGGCAAACACUUGAAAUUAGGGCCGGUCGAGUUGUUUAAUCGUAUAAAUUAAACUCUGAAAUACACCAUUUUGAUUGGAUAAUCCUGCAUGCCACAAGCUUUAAGUGUCUAACUACAUUUCAUAGAACCUGUAGCAGAGCUUUUUGAAAGUUGCAUGCGUAAACACAAUACACGCGGUUGGAUAUUUUUUAAGUUGUCUAUGAGGAUUAAGAAGGAUAUGGUUUGUAGUUUUUGAUACACCCACAUGCAAUGUGUGGGUUGCUUCCAAUAACAUUGGUUUUGUUUGAAUGGUUCUUAAUCGUGGUCACGCUGUUAAACCCCCUGGAAUCACAUAUUAUUUAUAUAACCUUUUAGUCUCGCGUGGCGUUAUAUCUUUGUUUUGCAAGGCAUGGUUGGGCGAGUGUGAGAGGGUGUCCUCCAAAAAGCCAAAACUAUUAAAAUCACUUUACUGUUAAAAUCGUUAGAAUUACAAUGCCUAUAACAGCUGAGCUGAACGCAAAUAUGUGAAUAUGCGCAAGGUGGUGUUUUAACACCUACGUAAUGUUUGACUCCAUUCUGGUCACCCACCCACAGGUUUCUUUAUGCGCUGGAAGUGGAACAUUUAUUUUCUACCAAUUGCCAAACUGUUGACUUUGGUAGCUAUAUUUUGAUAUUCAUAAAAACUGUACGAAAUGUAUAAGAUACUGUAAAAAAAACUCGCACAUGCUUAAAACGCACUCAAGCACUUGCACCAUGUUGAUAAAAUA